Messenger RNA from Odocoileus virginianus texanus, 2228 nucleotides. The record is from RefSeq and is a predicted model, not a curated record. NCBI's taxonomy places the organism in Eukaryota, Metazoa, Chordata, Mammalia, Artiodactyla, Cervidae.
AUGACCUCGCCCCGGGUCGCCUCCACCUUACACCCCAGUGUGCAGCCUCCCUCCCCGCCCUGGGGUGUGGCCCCAGGCCUCUCCGAAGAGCUGCAGGGGCCUCGGCUGGUGAGUGUGGGGGGUGGGGGGGCAGGGGAAGACGAAGGGCCGCUCGGGAGUCUGCUGGAGGCACAAUAUGGCGGCGGCGGAGGAGGAGACACACGGCUCGGCCGCCAGCCGCAGGGACCAGAGCGAGGCUGCAGCCGUCGCUGCCGGAAGCGGAAGCCCCCCUCCGACCGGGAGGCGGGGAGGGACCGCUUCCGACUCCUCCCCCAGCAGAGUCUCGCAGAUUUCUGCAUAAUUUGGACACUGUCGCCAUCCUCUCUCACCCCCGCCCCCCGCCCGUCUCAAGCCGCCUCUUCUGCCGCUCUCAUUAAAAUUUCCCGAGGCUCCCACCCACUAAAACUGCAGACUGUUACUGGAUCUUUCUGUGUUGCCUCCCUCCCUUUGCAAUGGCAAUUACUUCUGUUACUGUCACCUCCUGGACUGGCUAACUUCGGGGGAAAAAUCAGUACUCGAGGUGUUGAGCGACGGAUCUCCUUGGGACCCUGGAGACGACCACUGUUUCCAGUUUGGGCCUCCUUGCACAUCAAGCAAAUAGGGUCCCUUUGGGCGGCGGCUCCUGGAGGGAAAUGCGGCCUGGAUUUCCUGGAACACUCGGAGCUGGAGUCCCAGCGCUGGGAGGAGGAAAGCUGCUGGCAGCAGAACACCACCCCGCCCCCCAAACAUAACUGGUUUCUCUGGAAAAAGGGGGUGAGCUGGAGCCUCAGGAUUCCCAUUCCAUUGGACGCUCCUAGAAGAGUGGCCUCCUGUUGCCCUCCAGAUGAAGGACAGACUCCUGGCAUGGGUGCACAGGCCUCCUGGUUCGUCCUCAUUGAUGCCAACUUUGUUCCAGUAUCCAAGCCUUGCAUUGAUCCCUACACCCAUCCCCCUUUGGCCAGGUAAACUUCUGUGCCCUGUUCAGCUCAGUUUUUAACUGCCUCUUCCUAGAGGAAGCCCAUCUUUACCUGCAAACUAGAUUGAGUUUCAUGUUGUUUGGUCCUAAGGUUGCCACCUCCUCUUCUGGCAACACCUAUCACUGUCGUAAUUUCAUGGUGUGAUUACUCGGUUAUUGACUAUCUCCAUGUUAAGACUGCAGUUAACGAGGUCAGGGACGCUGUCUUGUUCACAGUGGUAGCCCCAGCGUCCAACACAGUGUCUGCACAUAGCAGAUGCUCAAUACAAGCCUAUGGGAUGAUGGAGGAAUCCUCUUGACAACCAGAGGAAGGAGGUGGUAUUAUUCUCUUUUUUACAGAUAAGGAACCAACAGCACAGAGAGGUUAAGUAACACGCCCCAAGGUCACACCGCCAGAGCACAGCCAGACUCAGAUGGUGUCUGUCUGGGGAUGACUCCCUGCCAGCAGGGCUCAGAAGGUGGGCAGUUGGGGUUAUGCAGAGAGGAACUAGGACCAUCUGGACAGGGAAGGGGUGUGGGGGCGUGCCCCACCCAUCCGUGUUUUCUCCUCGCUCUGGUGGUUCGUGGCUGUUUUCCUCAAGGGCGACUCAGGUGACCUUCAGGUUGGUCCCAGGGGCCGGCUGGGUGGAGGGCCUGGUCUGGCCCCGGCUGCUUUCCUCGCCCCUUUGCCCGCCCGCUGGCUUCACGCACAGAUUACAACUUCCCCUCCACGGCAGUCUUACGCAGGCCACCUCCGGCUCGCCAUUGUCUCAUUGUUUGCCGAGGGAAGCUCCAGGAGGAAAUUAACCUGCUGCUCACCCCAAGCAGGGAGUUUCACCCCCAGUCCCCACUGGGAAUGACUGGGGCCUGGGCAGGAGGGGGUGGGGGCAGGUAGUAGACAAUACAACAGGCAGCCUUGGAAGGAGUGAGCUCCCAGGCAGGGAAAAAUGCAAGCAGAAGCACCAUUCCCUGGCAGAUUUUCUGGGCCAUAUUACGGGCCAGGCUGUGCAUAAGGGAACUGGAGACACAGAUAUGAGACAAAGGUCUUCUUAAGGGCCCUGCAGCUGAUGGGAGCUGCUGUGUAGGGGCCUCAGGGCCAGAUGGCUCUGCAGGCUGGACAGGUAACAAAGUCUGAGAGCAUUUGGGCAAUGGGGAGUGGUGGGGCAUAUAGCAAAAUGAAGACUGAGGGCAUCUCCUAAAGGCCUUUAGAUCCUGAUUUCAUUUUAACAAGGUGCUAAUGAAAAAAUGCUCAAAA